AUGGUCUCGACACAAUACUUCAUAUUGGAAUCUAAGGACGAGGUGAGGCAGCGCGUGUUCAAGGGAAUUUCAGGAAGUAUCGCUGACUGCUAUGCGGCUCGGCAGGACAUCGCCAGCGGGCAGUACGCGGCCAUCUGUGACAGGAUCUCCAUGAAGAAGGCCAUGUCGUGGGACUUCAGCACCAGCGGCCAGUGUCACCUGUACGCGUCCCGAGACAACGUGUACACCAACGUGCCCGUCGCCAUGGCCUUCAGCAGCAACUCAACCUAUCGCGCCGGGGCAGACCGGAUCAUCUUUGCGGUGAAGGAGGCGGGGAUCCUGGACAAGUGGCUGGGCGAGCAGAUCACCAACACCAGCCAGUGCCUCCGCCCGCCCACCGCAGACCGCAGCGACGGCAUCACCCCGCUCAACAUCGAGGACAUGGCCGGCUCCUUCCUCAUGCUGGCGGGAGGCCUGGCAGCCAGUACAGCCGUCUUCCUUCUGGAGGUGACGGCCCCGCGGCUCUAGUGGGCGAGGGAGAGUGGGGAGGAAGGGACCAGGACCGUUUCCCCGCCUGUAGUGCCGCAGCUCUGAAGUUUGUCACCUCAGGACAACACUGGACGAACGUAGCCGAACAUGGAAGGCUGUACAGCCUUAUAUGCUCCAGCAAUAUGCACUUAUAGUUUUCAUAAUGUCAAAAGAAUUCACGUAUUCUGUGUGUGUGUG
Molecule: messenger RNA, 705 nt
Organism: Eriocheir sinensis (Chinese mitten crab)
Lineage: Eukaryota; Metazoa; Arthropoda; Malacostraca; Decapoda; Varunidae
Gene: Ir94h
Exons: 5
Coding region: 1-507 (168 amino acids)
Source: RefSeq, a predicted model, not a curated record